Molecule: messenger RNA, 7949 nt
Organism: Syngnathoides biaculeatus (alligator pipefish)
Lineage: Eukaryota; Metazoa; Chordata; Actinopteri; Syngnathiformes; Syngnathidae
Product: cell adhesion molecule DSCAML1-like
Exons: 33
Coding region: 307-6432 (2041 amino acids)
Biological process (GO): axon guidance; dendrite self-avoidance; homophilic cell-cell adhesion
Cellular component (GO): axon; plasma membrane
Molecular function (GO): cell-cell adhesion mediator activity
Source: RefSeq, a predicted model, not a curated record
UAAGACCCCGGAGCGCCCCGGGUCCGCGCGAGUGUGGGGUGCCGCGCUGUUGGAUUCGUCGCCGAAGAGAGGAGGGGAUGUGGGCGGGGCUGAGGCGCUUCUCCUUUGCCAUCCGUUUUUUUAUUUUGGUGGGGCGGCAGGGCUGGUGAGACCUCCGGGGAGCACAGUCGCCAGUCCAUCACGGAGACUCACCUGGCCCCAUAAUUUGGAGGAAAAACAAAAAAAAAAGAAGAAGAAGCAGAAAAGUGCGCCUUCCGCUUGCCAGGAUUGGAACUAUCUCCCCAAAAUUGACCUGCUCUUGAUGGCAUGUGGCUUGUAACUUUGCUCCUGCUGUACUCUCUCCAAGAAGUACACAGUGAGGACGCGGCCUCCACCAGGCUGUACUUUGCCAACGCCUCGCUACAGAGGGUGACCUACUCCAGCUCGGUGGGGGUGUCCCUACCCUGUCCAGCAGGGGGCACCCCGAGCGCCGUCCUCCGCUGGUACCUGGCCACCGGCGACGACAUCUACGACGUGCCCCACAUCCGUCACGUGUACGCCAACGGCACCUUGCAGCUGUAUCCCUUCUCGCCCUCCGCCUACAACAGCUACAUCCAUGACAACGACUACUUCUGCACCGCCGAGAACCAGGCGGGCAAAAUCCGCAGCCCCAACAUCCGCAUCAAAGCCGUUUUCAGGGAGCCGUACACGGUGCGCGUGGCGGACCAGCGCUCCAUGCGGGGCAACGUCGCCGUGUUCAAGUGCCUCAUCCCCACAGCCGUGCAGGAGUACGUCAGCGUGGUCUCCUGGGAGAGGGACACCGUCUCCAUCGUCCCAGGCAACAGGUUCUCGCUGACCUCUUUUGGGGCUCUCUACAUCUCGGAUGUCCAGAAGGAGGACGCCCUCUCCACGUACCGCUGCAUCACCAGGCACAAAUACAGCGGCGAGACGCGCCAGAGCAACGGCGCUCGGCUCUCCGUGAUGGACCCCAACGAGUCCUCACCCAGCAUCCUGGACAGUUUCCAAGGAGGCGAGGUGUACGCGGGCCAGAGUAUCGAGCUCCCCUGCAUAGCGGGCGGUUACCCCGUCCCCACGGUGCGUUGGCUGAAGGACGGGCGCCCGCUGCCCUCGGACGCCCGCUGGACGCGACGCUUAACGGGGCUGACCAUCAGCGACCUGCGACAGGAAGACAGCGGCAACUACGCCUGCGAAGUCACCAACAGCUUUGGCUCCAAGGAUGUUUCUGGACAGCUUCACAUAAUAGAUCCGCUUCGAGUGACCUUAUCGCCCAAGAAUCUGAAAACCGGAAUCAGCAGCACGCUCUUCUUCACGUGCACUGUGGAAGGUUCUCCGGAAUACAGCAUCAACUGGUACCGCAACGCGGAAGCCAUCUUGCCCGACCAGCACAUCUCCAUCCAGGGCCAGCACAACGACACGCUGCAGAUCACCGCGGCGCAGAAGUUCCACUCGGGGGCCUACCAGUGCUUCGCUUCCCGCAAAGGCCACACCUCUCAGGACUUCUCCAUCAUUCUGCUCGAGGACGGCACCCCUCGCAUCGUGACGUCCUUCAGCGAGCGGGUGGUGAACCCGGGCGAGCCCUUCUCCCUGGUGUGCGAGGCCAAAGGCGCGCCGCCGCCCUCCAUCACCUGGACGCUGGACGACGAGCCCGUGGUGCGAGACUCCACCUACAAGACGGGCCAGUACACGCAGUCCGACGGCCUGACCGUGUCCCACGUCAACGUCAGCAGCCCGCUCAUCCGGGACGGCGGAGUUUACCGUUGCGUCGCACGCAACUCGGCCGGCAGCGCUGAGUACCAAGCGCGCAUAAACGUAAGAGGUCCGCCCCGAAUCAGACCCAUGCGGGACAUGACGGCGGUGGCGGGCAGGAACACGUACAUAACGUGCCGGGUCAUCGGCUACCCCUACUACUCCAUCAAGUGGCUGAAGGACGGCAUGCAGCUGCCCGAUAAUCACCGGCAAGUCUUGUUUGACAACGGCACCCUUCGGCUGACGGACGUGCAGAAGGGCGCCGAUGAGGGCACCUACCUCUGUAGCGUUCUGAUCCAACCCCAGGUCUCCAUCAACCAGACUGUGCACGUAGCGGUCAAAGUGCCGCCUCUCAUCCAGCCCUUCGACAUCCCCUCCACGUCGGUAGGGAAGCUCAUCUACAUCGCCUGCGUGGUGUCAUCCGGCGACAUGCCCAUCCGCAUCACCUGGCACAAGGACGGCCAGCUCAUCGUGCCGGGCCCCACGUCCGGCGUUGCCAUCGAGACCAAAGACUUCAUGAGCUCCCUCCAAAUCUCCAAGGUGACGCUGAAACACAACGGGAACUACACCUGCAUCGCCAGCAACGCCGCCGCCACCGUCAGCUGGGAGCGACAGUUAAUCGUUACCGUGCCACCGGGAUUCGUGGUGCAGCCCAACAACCAGGACUGCAUCUACGGCAAAGCCGGAGUUCUCAACUGCUCCGUGGAGGGUUACCCGCCUCCCAAGGUCAUGUGGAAACACGCCAAAGGUGUGGGCAACCCCCAGCAGUACCACCCGGUCCCGCUGACCGGUCGCAUCCAGAUCAUGUCGAACGGGUCGCUGCUCAUCCGCCACGUGCUGGAGGACGACCGCGGCUACUACCUUUGUCAGGCCUCCAACGGGGUGGGCUCGGACAUCAGUAAGAGCAUGAUCCUCACCGUCAAGAUCCCCGCAAUGAUCACCAGCCACCCCAACACCACCAUGGCCAGGAAGGGCCAGACCAAGGAGUUGAACUGCACCGCUCGAGGCGAGCAGCCCAUCAUCAUCCGCUGGGAACGGGGGGACACGGUCAUCGACGCCGAGAGGAACCCCCGUUAUUCCAUCGGCAUCAACAAGAAGGGCGACGAAGUCAUCUCCACCCUCAAGCUGAAGCCGGCGGACAGAGGAGAUUCCGUCUUCUUCUCUUGUCACGCCAUCAACUCUUACGGGGAAGGCCGAGGACUCAUCCAACUCACUGUGCAAGAACCUCCUGAUCCUCCAGAGCUGGAAGUGAGGGAGGUGAAAGACCGGAGCAUGAACCUGCGCUGGAUCCAAAGGUUUGACGGCAACAGUAUCAUCACGAGCUACGACAUCGAGUACAAGAACAAGUCGGACUCCUGGGACCACAUGUACACGACCAGGAACAUCUCGCCCACCAACAACCAAGCCAACAUUGUGGAGUUGCACCCGGCUUGCGUGUACAGCAUCCGCAUGUAUUCCUAUAACAAGAUCGGUCGCAGCCUUCCCAGCAAAGAGCUGACAAUCAGUACGGAAGAAGCGCCGCCUGACGGGCCGCCAAUGGAUGUGAUUCUUCAGCCGAUGACGUCGCAGAGCAUUCGGGUCACAUGGAGGGCGCCGAAGAAGGAGCUGCAGAACGGCGUCAUCCGUGGCUACCAGAUCGGCUACAGAGAAAACGGACCGGGCAGCAACGGCCAGUACAGCAUCGUGGAGAUGAAGGCGACCGGAGACAGCGAAGUCUACACUCUGGACAACCUCAAGAAGUUUGCCCAGUACGGGGUGGUGGUCCAGGCCUUCAACAGAGCCGGGACCGGCCCUUCGAGUACGGAGAUCAACGCAACCACACUGGAAGAUGUGCCCAGCCGACCGCCGCAGAACGUGCGAGCCAUUUCGGUCACAUCGGACCAGGCGGUGAUCACGUGGGCGGAGCCUCCGCGGCUGACGCUGCACGGUGUGCUGAAAGGCUACCGCGUGGUGUUUUGGUCCCUCUUCCCCGACGGAGGUGGGUGCUGCGGGGGCCCGGCCCGAUGGCCGACGCAGAAGUGGGGAGAGAUGCAGAAUAUCACCAGCACCCGAGAGCAAGUUGAGCUGCGAGGAUUGGACAAGUUCACCAAUUACAGCGUUCAAGUGCUGGCGUACACGCAGGCCGGCGACGGCGUCCGCAGCGACGUUCUCUACAUCCAAACUCGUGAAGAUCUUCCUGGUCCGCCGGCUGGCAUCAAGGCGGUUCCUUCCUCCCUCAGUAGCGUGGUGGUGUCCUGGUUGCCUCCCCACAAACCCAACGGCGUCAUCCGCAAGUACACCAUCUACUGCUCCAGCCCCGGUUCUGGACAGCCGGCUCCCAGCGAGUACGAAGCCAACCCGGAGACGCUCUUCUACCACAUCACGCACCUGAGCCGGGGCAAGCAGUACCACAUCUGGGCCGCCGCCGUGACCACGGCCGGCCGGGGCAACGUCAGCUCAAAGGUCACGGUGGAGCCCGCCGGGAAAGUGCCGGCCAAAAUUUUGUCCUUCGGGGGCACCGUCACCACCCCCUGGAUGAAGGAAGUACGUCUGCCCUGCAAGUCGGUGGGGGAACCGGCCCCGAGCGCCAAGUGGACCAAAGACAGCGAGGACUCGGCCGCUCCGGUGACGGCCGACGGCCAGCGGCAGAUCUUACCCAACGGCACUCUGGCGCUGCGCUCGGUCAAAGCCGAAGAUUCGGGCUACUACACGUGCACGGCCACCAACACUCUGGGUUUCGACACGAUCGUGGUCAAUCUGGUCGUGCAAGUUCCUCCGGAUCAACCCCGCCUGACGGUCUCCACCACGUCCACCUCCUCCAUCACUCUGGCUUGGAUCCCAGGGGACAACGGCGGAAGUUCCAUCAGAGGUUUCGUGCUCCAGUAUUCGGUGGACAACACGGAGGAGUGGCGAGACGUUUUCAUCAGCUCCAGCGAGCGUUCCUUCAGGUUGGACAAUCUGCGCUGCGGAACGUGGUACAAGGUCAAGCUGGCGGCGAAGAACAGCGUGGGCUCGGGGCGCAUCAGCGAGAUCAUCGAAGCCAAAACGCACGGCAGAGAACCCGUCUUCAGCAAGGACCAGCCGCUCCUCACCCACAUCAACUCCACGCACGCCGGCCUCAACCUGCAGGGUUGGACCAGCGGCGGCUGCCCCAUCACCGACGUGAUGCUGGACUUCAGGCCCAAAGGCACUUGGGCCUGGCAGAGCCUGAAGGCCAACUCCAGCGCGCAGCUCUUCCUCGGCGAGCUGCAGGAGGCCACCUGGUACGAGCUCAAAAUGAAGGCCUGCAACAGCGCCGGCUGCGGCAACCAGAGCUCCCAGUUUGCCACCACCGAUUACGACGGAAGUACCAUCCCGCCCAUCAAGUCGGCCCGAGGGCAGCGCGACGACGUGAAAAAGUUGUUUUCCAUCGGCUCUCCCGUCAUUCUGCUCACCAUCGGAGUCGCUUUGCUCUUCGUCGUCCGCAAGAAACGCAAGGAGAAGCGGCUGAAGCGACUUCGAGACGCGAAGAGCCUCGCUGAGAUGCUCAUCAGUAAGAACAACCGCAGCAUCGACACCCCUGUGAAGGGCCCCCCCCAGGGCCCACGACUCCACAUUGACAUUCCUCGAGUUCAGUUGCUCAUUGAGGACAAGGAAGGCAUCAAACAAAUCGGAGAGGACAAGGCCGCGGUCCCGGUGACCGACACCGAAUUCAGCCAAUCCGUCAACCCGCAGAACUUCUGCACGGGCGUCUCUCUUCACCACCAAGCCCUCAUCCAGAACUCCGGACCUUUGAUCGACAUGUCGGACAUCCGACCCGGCACCAAUCCGGUUUCCAGAAAGAGCAUCAAGUCGGCCCACAGCUCCAGAAACCGCUACUCCAGCCAGUGGACGCUGAGCCGACCCAGUCAGAGCCAGUCGACGGCCUCGGCGCGGACUCUGACCUCGGACUGGCGGACCAUGGGCUCUCACGCCGUCGCCGCCGCCGAGAGCGACAGCUACAGCGCCAGCCUCUCGCAGGACACGGAUAAAGGUCGCAACAGCAUGGUGUCGACGGAAAGCGCCUCGUCCACCUACGAGGAGCUGGCGAGGGCGUACGAGCACGCCAAGCUGGAGGAGCACUUGCAGCACGCCAAGUUCACCAUCACCGAGUGCUUCAUCUCCGACAGCUCCUCCGACCAAAUGACCACCGGCACCAACGACCCGGCGGACAGCAUGACCUCCCUCAGCACGCCGUCCGAGCCGGGCAUCUGUCGCUUCACCGCCUCGCCGCCCAAGCCGCAGGACUACGACCGUGGUAAAAACGUGGCCGUGCCCAUCCCUCAUCGCGCCAACAAAAGUGAAUUCUGCAACCUCCCCCUUUACAUGAAGACCGACCCGUUCCUCCGCAAGCAGGGGGAGCUGCACGACCCCUGCCCGGCCGUCCCCCCGCGGGAGGCGUCCGUCCGCGGCCUGACGCAACGCGCGUACCACACGCAGGGCCGCCACAAGACGUUAGACUCUGGCAAGCAGCAGGCGCUGACGCUGGGCCACUCCGGACUGGGCGGCUCGGGCACGGCCACCUUGCCCCAGAGGACUCUCGCCGUGCCCGGCUCCGGCUCCGGCUCCGCGAUCGGCGGCAAGAUGGGCGGCUCCAGAGACUCGCUGCUGGAGGGCAGCUCCUCGGCGCUGGGCCGGCUGCAGAAACAGAGCGCGGGGGCUUACUCCAAGUCGUACACGCUGGUCUAAUCCCGCGACCUCGCCGUCUUUGGUACCCGACUUAAGGUGAGCUGCCCGCUGCCCUCUCCGCAGGGGUCCUUCCACGUGGGACUCUGGAAAAGAACUGCUGACUGCUCACAGUUACGGUUGCGCGGCCAAAUAUUGAUUAUUGGCGUGGAGCAAAUAAUAAGCUCCGGCCUCUGCGGCCGACAUAGUUUGAGUAUUAUUACUGACCGUUCGGAGGACUUUGUGUUCCUUUUGCCCUUUUCUUUUGCCCUUCUUGUGUCUCUAUUGGCAAUUUUCCUCUUUAAGAACUGGUUCAGGUUCACUUCGAGAAGAAGAAGUCGCCGCUCUUUUUUUCUGCCGGGUGUGACGAAGCGUCUGCGAUUAGCCCACCUUGCAAAUGUUUGCUAUUUAAAAAGGAUAAACUUUAUAUAUUUCUAUGUAGGUAUAUUGACAGCUAAGCGAAACCACGAUAAAGCGUAAAAUGGCUCUGUCGUCAUAUUGAUAGAAAGGUCAUUUCAAAAGGACGAGACGAUCCAUCACUGAAAGAAUUCAGAACGGACCUUCUGAAUGUUGAGAUGGGGAAAAGCGAGAUGGACCCACCCCCUUUUGCUUUCAUAUGAUUAUUGUGCCGGGUGACCGGACCGCCGCGCGGCUCGGACGUUAGCCGAGGUUCCUCGUUUGCAUUUGGCGAAUCCAACCGGGAGAUGCUGCUGCUGUCGUCAAGGCGACCGAGGCCAGUCGGAGGCAUCCCGGUCCACGUUUCGACACGUUCAAUGUCGGCAAUUUUCACUUGUGAAAGUGACGAAACGCUCACUCGCGCCAAAUUGACACGCGAACCUACCGGAAUGUCGACUUUUGAGCGGAGUUCGUUUGGGAUUGAGUUCAAGUGGGAGAUCCGAGACUCAAGUCGAGUCCAGUACGCGGCCCGUCGGCCAAAGCAAAUCGGGGACCCGCGGCGCUGACCUGCCCGCGCAGAUAUUCUGUAAAUAUCAGAGUGCCACACCCCCCGGUGCGAAGGUGUUCAAACAUCCUUUGAGCGCGUACGAGGCAGCAUCGUCUGCUCCCUUCGCCAGUCACGUUAGGAGAUGAAGUCUUGUUCAUCGAACCGACUUUUGUAUGAAGAGCUAUUUUCGUCAGAACGUCCGGGGCGGGGGCACGUCACCGAUCAAUUCCCCAAUUUCAACAAUUGACAUCGUAUCUAAAAGAAGAUCUUACUUCUGAAUGGUCCAAAUGUUUCUUUUCCUUCAUGUUUUGAUGCUGAUUUUUGUUCAAUUCUUUUUUUUUAAGAUUGUUGAUGUUGUCAUUCGUCCCAUUAUUUUCUUUUUUGAAUUCUAAUUUUGUAUUUUCUUGAUCCUCUUCAAAAGUCAUUGCAUGCUUGCUAAAAGGGAAACAUUUGAAGUGGGGGGGAAAAAAAGCGUCUGAAGAUCCAAAAAAAAAAAAAAAAAAAAAAGUUGCAGGUAUCCCAAACAUGUUUGAGUUGCUUGUGUUCAAAAGUACAUUUUCUAUGAAAAGAAAGCAAAAAGUAAAAAGAUCAUUCUAAC